Molecule: messenger RNA, 666 nt
Organism: Drosophila hydei
Lineage: Eukaryota; Metazoa; Arthropoda; Insecta; Diptera; Drosophilidae
Exons: 3
Coding region: 41-625 (194 amino acids)
Source: RefSeq, a predicted model, not a curated record
UAUUAUACCAUGCCGUUCUUAGCUAUAUAAAAGCUCAUCGAUGCAACAACGAAGUUACAUUCAAUCCAAAAUGAAGUUUCCAAUUGCACUUGUAGGCAUAUUGAUAUCAUUAUGUGCCAGUACGAUCAGCAAGCGCAAUUAUGACGUCGAAAUUGUGUCUAUAGCUGCAAACUCUACGGAUGAAAGCAAAGGAAAAAUAGAUCUACGUGUCGAACGAAUCUCUCGUGGCGAAACUGUUCUAAAUGGAACUUGGGAUUGGCAAUAUGAUAUAGACGAUACUACCAUGUUGGAAACGAUCAUUUAUAGUUCUACCAGUGGAUCUGAGAAUGACUAUAAAGUGCUACCAUAUAGUAUACCAUCGAUCACAUUUAACGAAUUUUUGGAGAAGCACUACAAUGAAAUUAUAUAUGCGAAUUUUAGAAACUGCUCAAACUUAGCACUUUUCAAAAACAGAUUGGAAACCCCUUGGAAAAAAGCAACUUAUACAUUCAAUCUAUGUCGGCCGAAGGGGGAUGGCUCACCGGAUGUUCUUCCCGAUGGCUUCUAUAAAAUAUUUGUUCGGAUUAACGGCGAAAUCGAGGUCAUUUUGAUUGCUGUUUUCAAAGUUUUUCGGGUAUUUUAUUGAACAAGAUCGUUCCCCUAGAUUUAUUUUAAGUUUUUCCUCAA